UCAUCUAUUCAAACUCUGUUUAAUUUGUCCUUAAAAAUGGCAGAUAUACGUGAUGAACAUGGUAAUCCAAUUCAGCUUGCAGAUCAAUAUGGGAAACCUGUUAAACUAACUGAUGAGUAUGGCAAUCCUAUUCAUCUUACUGGUGUCGUCACCACUUCCGGCGGUGGAACUGGGGCUGUGCAUGCUGGUUCUGCCACCGGUAUUCUCCAUGGUGGUACUGGGGUAGGCGGGAUUGGCACCUGUGGCCAAAAAUAUGAUGAGCAGCAGCACCACCAGCAGCAGCAGCAGGAGCAAGGGCAGCUUCAUCGCUUGAGCAGUUCUAGCUCUAGCUCGUCGGAGGACGACGGUCAAGGUGGGAGGAGGAAGAAGGGAUUGAAAGAGAAAAUAAAGGAGAAAUUGACAGUUGGGAAGCACGACGACAACGAUGAAGCCGCACACAGCGCCACCACAACGGCCACCAACACGGCCGGCAGUGCAACGUCUACUACUGCUGCGCCGCAGCACGAGAAGGGUGUGAUGGAGAAGAUCAAGGAGAAACUGCCUGGCCAUCACCAUAGUCACUAGAAAAAAUAUAAUUUAAUGUAAUUAUUAAUGUUUAUGCUUUGUUUGGUGUGUAGGUAGCUUGUUUUAUUAGUUACUGGAUAUGUUUCUGAUUUGGAUAGUUGCAUAAUAAGAUUGGUAUUCGUAGUUGGAUGUUAUGCUACACAUAAAUGAAUUUAUUUUCUAUGUUUUUUGGUAAGUGUGUUAUCACAA
Messenger RNA from Olea europaea var. sylvestris, 753 nucleotides. RefSeq names its product late embryogenesis abundant protein-like. The record is from RefSeq and is a predicted model, not a curated record. Lineage: Eukaryota; Viridiplantae; Streptophyta; Magnoliopsida; Lamiales; Oleaceae. Bases 37 to 564 code for a protein of 175 amino acids. Gene Ontology annotation, biological process: response to water. The transcript is spliced from 2 exons.